GACAACCAACAAGAAGAUCGAGGCUACCGGUAUCAUCGGAGCUCGGCAACGACCUUCUCGAUGAUAUUCCAUUCUUUUAGACUCAUCCCACGCAACUGCUGUCUUAUCUAUCUAGCUUUCCUAUCCAUCUAGCUAGCACAAACUCAAUCUAGCUAGCUACAUAGAUUAGCUAGUAUGGGCAAGAACAAGAAGAAAGACCCGGGCAAAAAGGCGGCUCUGCAAGCCAAGAAGGAUGCCAAAGCGGACAAAGCUGCGAGAAAACGUGCCAAAAAGGAUUCCAACAAGGCAUCGGAUGAGGCUCAAGACAAUGAUGAUAACCAGCAACAAUCCUUGGAUGAUUUAUUGCAAGUUUAUCGGAAACGAGAUAUCGAAGGCAGCAAACCCAUCGUGGAAACUUUGGAGGGCUUUCCUCCUCCCCGUGGCAAUUUUUCCAUGACGGUGGUAGAAGACCAAAAGGGCAAGCAGCAAGUGUACGUUUUCGGUGGCGAGUAUUUUGACGGCGUCGAAAACAUCGUGGUGGAUCAUUUGCUUCGAUGGACGUACACUUCCAAAAACAACAAGGAAGAUCACGAGUGGAAGCAAAUCGUCAUGCCAUCGGCCGCCCCGUCGCCUCCUGCUCGCUGUGCCCAUUCCACAGUCUAUUACAACGGAGGUCUGUACGUGUUCGGAGGAGAACUGGCAUCGCCGGAUCAUUAUCAUCACUACAAGGAUCUGUGGCGUUAUGAUGUCAAACAACAAUCGUGGACCGAAUUGAAUUGCAAGACAGGCAGUGUUCCGUCCGCCCGCAGUGGACAUGCAGCGAUUGUGUGGAAACAUUACAUGGUCGUAUUUGGUGGAUUCUAUGAAGCCAUGAAAGAUACACCCAGAUGGUUCAAUGAUGUGUAUGUAUUCGACCUCAAAACACAACAAUGGAUGGAUGUUCCAUACUCAAAACUAGGAAAUAGACCGGAACCUCGCAGUGCUUGCAACAUUGCCGUUGUCAGUGACAAUGACGUCGUGGUACAAGGAGGAUUUUCAAAGCUGACGGCAGCAUCUGCAGGAAAGGAAACCAAGGUUCAUACCGAUGCUUGGUUGUUGCAUCUCAAGCCCAUUCUACAAGGGAAACCACCUACGUGGGAGAAACUACUCAGCAGUAGCACUGUAUCAUCUGCUGCUGAAACGCUCCUGAUUGCGAACAACAAUACACCACAAAAGAAUCCCAAUGGACGAUGCGCAGCGGCAUCAGCCUCCUACAAGAACAAAAUGCUCGUAUUUGGAGGAGUCAUUGAUGCCGAACUCAUGCAUCACAAAGUCGACUCGGUAUUUUUCAAUGAUCUCUUUUGUCUGGAUGUCGAUCCCAAGCCAAGAUGGUUCCCACUCAAAGUGAGAAAGCAACAAAAGGCUGCCGAUGCCCAACAGCAACAGCAACAACAAGAGAUUCCCGCUGCAAUCAUCCAAGAGGAAAAGGAUGAUGAAGAAGACGAUGAUGAUGACAACAUGGAUCUGGACAUGGACGAGGAUGAUGGCAAUGAUGACAAUCCUCAACCAACUGGUUGGAACAUUGAUCAACUUCGUGAGAACAUGUUUGCCUUUGUCGAUGGAUCGGGGAAUAUCGUCUACGAACGUUUCGACAAGGAUAACAACAACAAAAAGGUUGUCAGUGACGACGAAGAAAAAGAGGAGGAAGAAGAGGAGGAAACCAAAGAAGAAGAAAAAGAGGAAGAUAGCGACGAAGAGGAAAAGCCUGCUGCCAAAAGACCAUCCAAAAAGAAUGCAGGUGGGCCUGCUGUGGGCAGAGCAACAACCAUCACGUCAUCUUCCGUGAUGCGGCUGGAUCCAGAGACCAAGACUCCAGAAGCAAUGCCGCGUGACGAACCAUUGCCAAGAAUCAAGUGCGGCGCAAUUAUCAACCGAAACACCCUCUUUAUCUAUGGAGGUUUGGUGGAGAUUGGGGAUCGGGAAGUUACGCUCGAUGACAUGUGGAGUCUCGAUUUGCGAAAACGAAACCAGUGGAACUGUCUUUGGCCUGGGACAAUGCACAAGCAAGUAUGGCGGGGUGCUGUCCAUGAUGACGAUGAUAGCUACAUCAGCACCGGGGGAGAUGGUGACGACGAUGACGAAGAUGAUUCCGAGGACGAAGAAGAAGAGAAAUCAGGCAGCGUUGCGGGACAGAGUGAAGAACUCGCCAAUCUCACCGCUGAGCACGAUCUCGGCAAUCCUCUUCGGACCCCACAAGACGGAGAAGCCUUGGCUGAUUUCUACGCUCGAACCAAGAGCAAUUGGAACGAUGAAGCCUUGGAGGCUUUGAAACAAGCAGGCGAAACUGAAGAACCAUCCAAAAAGCAACUGAAGCGAGAGGGUUUCCAGUUGGCACAGAAGCGGUACACAGAUCUGGAACCAGUAUUGGCCAGGUUGAAAGAGUUGGGGCUCGAGCCUGGAAAGCAGAAGAAGUCUAAAAAGAAAAAGUAAUGAAAGCAGUUUUCUCUGAAAAGAUCUACUGGUACCGGUACAUGUGCUAGUUAGGUCCUCACCGAUUUGCCCUCUCCGCAAUCCUCGGGCUCUACCGUACGGUACCGGUACUGCAACAGACUCGACUAAUUGGUUUCCACGAUGGGCAACCGUCGAGCAAGCUUGAGUAGUAGAAAACAGCAGUCAGAUAGCUAGUACGAUUAUCAGGGCUACGAGGGUCGACGUGCACCCAACGACUCGGAAGUUGCCAUCAAAUCAACUUAAAACCCUGAAACACACGACGUUGUCGUUUCUACCAAGCAGUGAAGCUUUUCCGAUCUCUGGUCUCAAUGGCGUUAACGAGCCGCCAUCAAUUUUGUCAAUCCUCGUCAGUAUCAUACCGUACCGUAGUUGUAAGGGGCCGCUGCGAAGGCUGCGGUUUCGACCAGCAAAUUCUUGAAGGGCUGCCCCGAAAGUAUCUUACCCUGGGGCAUAUGAUGAAAACUAUCAAACUUGACGGAGU
Molecule: messenger RNA, 2950 nt
Organism: Seminavis robusta
Lineage: Eukaryota; Bacillariophyta; Bacillariophyceae; Naviculales; Naviculaceae
Source: the annotation of a GenBank genome assembly